AUGGCUUUCCCGGCCAUCUAUCUGACUAUUCUACUAGGCAAUGGUCUGAUUGUGGUGGUGACAACAUGUGACCCUGCCCUUCAGACCCCCAUGUACUUCUUCCUGAGAAGCUUAUCAGGGCUAGAGCUGUGCUACACCUCCAUCACCCUUCCCAAGAUGAUGGCCAGUCUGGCUACUGGGAACCGCUCUAUUUCCCUAAAAGCCUGUGCCUCACACAUGUUCUUCUUGCUUUUCCUGGGUGGGACCAAAUGCUUCUUAUUGGCAGCCAUGGCCUACGAUCGCUAUCUUGCCAUCUGCCUGCCUCUGCGCUAUAUGACUGCCAUGAGCCAUAGGGUGCAGGUGGGGCUGGUGACCGGCUCCUUUGCUAUCAGCUUUCCAAUGCAGCUGGUGCAGAUUGGGCUCAUCUUUUCCUUGCCAUUCUGUGGCUCCAAUGAGAUGGACCACUUCUUCAGUGACAUCCCACCAGUACCCAGUCUAGCAUGUUCUGAUCUCUACACUAAUGAGCUGGUCAUCUACACUGAAAAUGUGCUGUUUGUCCUGGCUCCCUUUGUGCUCAUCUUGACCUCGUCUGUAUAUAUUACUAGGGCUAUACUGCACAUGUCAUCAGCCGCAGGACGCCAGAAGGCCUUUUCCACUUGCUCAUCUCAUGUGAUUGUGGUCAGUCUCUUCUACGGCUCUGGAAUCUUUGCCUCCCUCCUCCCAAAGACUCCUGACUUCACGAAAGCUGACUAG
This is a messenger RNA of Varanus komodoensis (Komodo dragon), 732 nucleotides long. Its product is annotated as olfactory receptor 10AG1-like. Gene Ontology annotation, molecular function: olfactory receptor activity. Gene Ontology annotation, biological process: G protein-coupled receptor signaling pathway. The transcript has a single exon. NCBI's taxonomy places the organism in Eukaryota, Metazoa, Chordata, Lepidosauria, Squamata, Varanidae. The coding region runs from base 1 to 732 and encodes 243 amino acids. Gene Ontology annotation, cellular component: membrane. The record is from RefSeq and is a predicted model, not a curated record.